AUUUUUCUCGUAUGCAUCAACACACACAUCAGAGACAGAUUUAGAUUUUAGACAGAGGGUAGGUUGGGGGAGGGGGUGACUGUCAAAUCUCCAUAUUCUCUCUCUCUAAAAUUCCUAACUUUCUCUCUCUAUCUCUCUCUCUCUUCCCUCAAUCCUUUCUCUCUGAAUAUAAUGCUCCCAGAUUUUCAAGAUUUGGAGUUGAUCUGAGAGCUUCAAUGGAGGGAAAUGGUGGAGCUCAUUUAGAUGGGAAGGUGUUGCAGACAUUUCAAAAGAGUUUUGUUCAGGUUCAGAACAUUUUGGAUCAAAAUAGGGUUUUGAUUAAUGAGAUUAAUCAGAAUCAUGAGUCCAAAAUCCCAGAUAAUCUCAGUAAAAAUGUGGGAUUAAUCAGAGAGCUGAACAACAAUAUAAAGAAAGUUGUGGGUCUUUACUCUGAUCUUUCAUCAAAUUUCUCAAAAUCCAUUGAUGUCAAUUCAUCUGAAGGGGAUUCAAGAUCAGAUGGGAAAGCUGUGCAGAAGAGGACUAGGCCUGCUUAAUCAGCUCAGCUCAACUUCCAAUUUUUCUGUUUCUUGAAUUCUUUUUUAAUUUGCAUUGUGGGUUUUUUUUUUAAAGGAAAAAAAAAGAAAAAAAAAAGAGAGAUGAAAAUGGGGUCCAUUUGUGUUGUUUAAUAGGGAAGUACAUUAAUUAAUUUUAAUUAGAUUUGUGUAACUCUUUGUUAUCUAGUAGUGGCCUUUUCAGAUAUUUAAGAAUAACCUUUUGUAAAUCUUUCAAUCUAAUUGAAAUCAAGAAUGUCUUUUUGACCAAA
Messenger RNA from Cynara cardunculus var. scolymus (artichoke), 802 nucleotides. Its product is annotated as protein ELF4-LIKE 3. Gene Ontology annotation, biological process: entrainment of circadian clock; positive regulation of circadian rhythm. The record is from RefSeq and is a predicted model, not a curated record. The transcript is spliced from 2 exons. Bases 216 to 533 code for a protein of 105 amino acids. Lineage: Eukaryota; Viridiplantae; Streptophyta; Magnoliopsida; Asterales; Asteraceae.